AUGAAGCUUUCUCUUACCUUGCUGCCCAUUGUGCUCGUGGCGCUAGCCACGUUCGCAGAUGUCAGCGUCGCUUGGCUGAUGGCAAGCCACGAGCUCUACGGAUCACUGCAGAUCGGGACCCCUGGAUCGCGUUACAGCGGCGUCCUCCACCUGGCCAUCCCCAAGCCCGACUUCUCCUUCGACGACCAGUACCUGUGGUUCGACCCCGCUGUCCGUGGAGCUUCGUGGGACAUUGCCAAGACCAACGGUCGUCAGUUCCAUUCGACCUUCUACGCAGACGACAACACCUUUGCGCCGGCGAGCUCAAACAUGGGCUGCCAUGCCGGGCAGAGUAGCCUGGCCGAUGUCUGUAACAAGCUCACUACCCCGGGCAAUGCGAUCAUCGACGGAUACGUCGUGAGGAUCUUCCUCGACGGCCACGCCAACGAGUUCCCCAUCAAGCCGCUGGUCCAGGGCCGACGCCGAUAG
Molecule: messenger RNA, 468 nt
Organism: Pseudozyma flocculosa PF-1
Lineage: Eukaryota; Fungi; Basidiomycota; Ustilaginomycetes; Ustilaginales; Ustilaginaceae
Exons: 2
Coding region: 1-468 (155 amino acids)
Source: RefSeq, a predicted model, not a curated record